Messenger RNA from Lepidothrix coronata (blue-crowned manakin), 1632 nucleotides. RefSeq names its product DEAD-box helicase 28 (gene DDX28). Gene Ontology annotation, molecular function: nucleic acid binding; RNA helicase activity; ATP binding. The record is from RefSeq and is a predicted model, not a curated record. Bases 1 to 1632 code for a protein of 543 amino acids. The transcript has a single exon. Lineage: Eukaryota; Metazoa; Chordata; Aves; Passeriformes; Pipridae.
AUGGCGCUGGGCCGGGCCGGGACGGCGGCCGCGCUUCCGCUGCUGCUGCCGCGGCGGCCCGCGGGCACCGGGGCGGCGGCGGCGGGCGCGGAGCCCCCCGGGGCCGUGGUGCGCGUCCCCUGGGCCCUGCGGGUGCGCCUGCAGCGAGGGGCGCAGCGCCGGCGGCGCGGGCACGGGGAGGCGGCGACGGCAGCGCGUCCCGGGAAGCUGCUGCUGCGGAGCCGGCGGCCGGAGCUGAGCCAGCCCCGCUGGCAGACAGUGGGGCGCUGGGAGCAGCCACCGCUGGUGUCAGCGGGCUGGAAGCACAGGAAGGCGUGCGGGGAUUACUUCCAGCUGGAGCCCUCGCAGGAGGCGGCCCCCGCGCUGCAGGCGCCACCAGCCGAGGCGGGGCAGGGCCCGACCUUCGCCGAGCUGGGGCUGCAGCCGGCGCUGCUGGCCGGGCUGGAGCGGCUCUCCAUCGGCCGCCCCACGGCCGUGCAGCGCCUCGCCAUCCCCGCGCUGCGCCGCGGCCGCAGCGCCCUGUGCGCCGCCGAGACCGGCAGCGGGAAGACCCUCGCGUACCUGCUGCCGCUGCUGGACGGGCUGCUCGGCCGCCCCGAGGGGCCGGCGGCGCCGGCGGGGCCAGCGGCGCCCCGCGGGCUGGUGGUGGUACCGUCGCGGGAGCUGGCGGCGCAGGUGGGCGCGGUGGCGGCCGCGCUGUGCGCGCCCGCGGGGCUGGCGGUGCGCGGGCUCACGGGCGGAGGGGCCGCGGGAGGGCUGCGCAGGCAGCUGCGGGCGCCGCCGCCGGGCCCCGCCGUGCUGCUCGGCACACCGGGGGCGCUGCGGGAGGCGCUGCGCCGGCGCUUCCUGGCCCUGGCGAGGCUGCGCUGGAUGGUGCUGGACGAGGCGGACACGCUGAUGGACGACUCGUUCACGGAGCUGCUGGAGGAGAUCCUGGCACACGCGCCGCUGGCCGCUGGAGCCCCCAGGCCGUCCGGACCGGCGGAGGAGAGGACCCAGGUGGUGGUGGUCGGAGCCACCUUCCCUGCGGGGCUCAGCGAGACGCUGGCGAAGUUCACAGACGUGAGCAGGUUUGUCACCCUCACCACCCAGUGCCUGCACCACCUGCCGCCUCACGUCCAGCAGAAGUUCAUCCGCCUCAAAGGCCGGGACAAGCUGCCCGAGCUGCUGCAGCUGUUAAAGGAGCACCCAUCAUCUGGCAGGGCUGUUCUCGUCUUCUGCAACAGUGCCAGCACUGUCAACUGGCUGGGCUAUAUCCUGGAUGACCACAGAAUCAGGCACCUGAGGCUGCAGGGACAGAUGUCAGCAGCUGCUAGAGCUGGCAUCUUUGCCUCUUUCCAGAGGGGUGAUGUGUCUGUCCUUGUCUGCACUGACCUUGCCUCGCGGGGUCUGGACACCAGCAGUGUGCAGCUCGUGGUCAACUAUGACUUCCCAGACACCCUGCAGGACUACCUGCACCGUGUGGGGAGAGUUGGACGAGUUGGAAGCAAGGCACCUGGAGCUGUGGUUAGUUUUGUCACCCAUCGGUGGGAUGUGGACCUGGUACGGAAAAUAGAGACUGCAGCCCGGAAAAGGACAGGCCUCCCGGGAAUGGACUCCUCUAUUAAUAAACCUUCACCUAAAGGAGGCUGA